This is a messenger RNA of Aspergillus welwitschiae, 1225 nucleotides long. RefSeq names its product aldo/keto reductase family protein. Lineage: Eukaryota; Fungi; Ascomycota; Eurotiomycetes; Eurotiales; Aspergillaceae. Gene Ontology annotation, cellular component: cytoplasm. Bases 1 to 996 code for a protein of 331 amino acids. The record is from RefSeq and is a predicted model, not a curated record. The transcript has 2 exons.
AUGCCACUUCCCAAACCCCUCCCCAUCACCAGCUUCGGCCUCCUAGGCAUGACAUGGCGCCCCACCCCAACCCCAGAUGACCAAGCUUUCGGCGCCAUGAAAGCAGCCAUCUCGCGCGGCGCCACCAUCUGGUCCUCAUCAUCCGUCUACGGCAUGCCCCCUCAGCCCCCGACAGCAGGCCUCCACCUCCUGCGUCGCUACUUCGACAAGUACCCCGAAGAUGCCGACAAAGUAACCCUCUUCAUCCGAGCCUGCUCAGACGCAGCGACCUUAUCCCCGACAUGCACACGCGCAGGCGUCCGAGCCAGCUUCGAUGAAUGCAGACAGGUCCUCGGCGAUGCCAAGAAGAUAGAUAUCUUUGGGCCGGCGCGGAUGGAUCGAAAUGUACCAGUGGAAGAGACUCUAGGGGCAUUGCGCGAGUUAAUGGACGAGGGACUGAUCGGUGGGGUUGGGUUGUCCGAGGUGGGUGCAAAUACGAUCCGCAAGGCGCAUGCAGUGUGUCCGGUGAGUGUGGUCGAAGUGGAGUUCUCGUUGUGGAGUACGGAUAUCCUUGAAAACGGAGUGGCAGAGACUUGUAAGAAGCUCGAUGUACCCAUUUUGACGUAUGCGCCGCUGGGAUAUGGGUUUCUUACAGGGCAGGUGAAAAGGUUGGAGGAUAUUCCGGAGGGGGAUAUUAGGCAUUUGUUUGGGAGGUUUCAGCCAGAGAACUUCCCCAAGAAUCUCGAAUUGGUGGAUAUAAUCAACGACUUCGCCAAGAAACGGGGCGUCACUCCUGCGCAGCUGGCACUGGCCUGGAUUCGCGCUCACUCUAACUCUGGCCCCUGCGGCACUAUCAUCCCUAUUCCCGGAGCGACGGCCGCAUCUCGCGUCGAAGAGAACUGCACAGCAGUUCCGCUGACAGUGGAGGAGAAAGAGCAGCUGGAUGCGAUUUUGAAGUCAUUUACUGUCGUGGGAGAGCGACAAGUCGUAGGUAUGGGCUCUGAGUUGUGGGGUUGAAAGUCAGGUUCAUUCAGACCUGGAUGGCUGGAAUUAUGGUUCCGUGUCAGCUCACUAAUUUAUUGCUAUGGCCAUGUUAGCAAGUGGUAUCCAUAUGUGAGUUUAGACCUGGAUCGGCGUGAGCUACUAGUACAAUCUGCGCCUGCUGGAACAUUCAGUGUGUCUAAUAGUUCCAGAUUACGUGUAUAUUUCCGCAGAUAUCAGGUAGGGUAACUAGUACUCACUGUCU